CAAAAUAACCGGUUGCUACCUGGCUCCGGUUCCACUCCAGAACCCGUUUUGUGGACCUAUCAUUACUGCGGUAGGUAUGCGGCCCAGACAACAAACGUCGUCGUAUAAUAUAGAAUCUUCUAGACUCUCAUCGGAAUAUCCAUAUACCUGCAAAUCUUCAGCAAUGGCGAAAGAUCCAGUUCGUGUUCUUGUCACCGGUGCCGCAGGUCAAAUCGGAUAUGCUCUUGUACCCAUGAUUGCUAGAGGAAUCAUGUUGGGUUCUGACCAGCCAGUGAUCUUGCACAUGCUCGAUAUUCCACCAGCUGCAGAGGCGUUGAAUGGAGUUAAAAUGGAGUUGGUGGAUGCUGCAUUCCCUCUCCUUAAAGGUGUUGUUGCCACUACCGAUGUUGAGGAGGCAUGCAAGGGUGUGAAUGUAGCCGUCAUGGUGGGUGGGUUUCCCAGGAAAGAAGGAAUGGAAAGAAAAGACGUGAUGUCCAAAAACGUUUCAAUUUACAAGUCCCAAGCUUCCGCUCUCGAGAAACAUGCCGCUGCAAACUGCAAGGUUUUGGUUGUUGCUAAUCCUGCAAAUACCAAUGCUUUGAUCUUAAAGGAAUACGCACCAUCCAUCCCUGCGAAAAACAUUACUUGUUUAACAAGGCUAGACCAUAACAGGGCUCUUGGACAAAUCUCAGAGAAACUGAACGUUCAAGUAUCAGAUGUCAAAAACGUAAUUAUCUGGGGUAACCACUCAUCAACUCAGUAUCCUGAUGUCACGCAUGCAACCGUUACCACACCAGCUGGCGAGAAGUCUGUCCCAGAGCUUGUAAAGGACGACGAAUGGUUGAAAUCUGGAUUCAUUAGCACUGUUCAACAACGUGGUGCGGCAAUCAUCAAGGCUAGGAAGCUCUCUAGUGCACUCUCAGCUGCAAGUUCUGCUUGUGACCAUAUUCGCGAUUGGGUCUGUGGAACUCCAGAGGGAACUUGGGUUUCUAUGGGUGUGUAUUCCGAUGGCUCAUACAACGUUCCAGCGGGGCUUAUCUACUCGUUCCCAGUCACUUGCCGCAAUGGAGAAUGGACAAUAGUUCAAGGUCUUUCCAUCGAUGAGUUCUCAAGGAAGAAGCUAGACUUGACAGCUGAAGAGCUAACCGAGGAAAAGGCUCUUGCGUACUCUUGUCUCUCAUAAAUCGUACCUUAACUCUACACCAAAGCAGCUAGAACCCCCCCCCCCCCCCCAAUAACACCAUGGUUAGUUUCUUGUGUGGUUGAUGAUGUCGAGUGAGAUUUUUUCGUCUUUUUGAAAAAUCGUUGUCACAUGCGGAGUUGUCAUUUUCGCAAUGCUUGAAUGAGAUUCUUGAGUUUGCUUUUUGGUAAACAUUUGAUUUUCCCUUGAUGUAAAAGAAAACCAGGACUGGUGAGUAGAACCGAGACAUAUUUAGCAAUGGGAAAAGAAUUACAUUCAGUGUUUUAAA
Helianthus annuus (common sunflower) is the source of this 1448-nucleotide messenger RNA. Its product is annotated as malate dehydrogenase. NCBI's taxonomy places the organism in Eukaryota, Viridiplantae, Streptophyta, Magnoliopsida, Asterales, Asteraceae. Gene Ontology annotation, molecular function: L-malate dehydrogenase (NAD+) activity. The record is from RefSeq and is a predicted model, not a curated record. The coding region runs from base 77 to 1162 and encodes 361 amino acids. The transcript is spliced from 8 exons. Gene Ontology annotation, biological process: oxaloacetate metabolic process; tricarboxylic acid cycle; malate metabolic process.